GCUCUUGAUUGUCCGUUCUCGGGGAAUGAAUAAAGGAACUCAUUUAUUGAGAAAAGGGAGGACCGAAGGCCGCUGGUUUAUAGAAUAACCUUUACGAGACUUUGCCCCGUAUUGAGCAACGCAUCUUAAAUUGAAGCCCACGCCUGACUUGAUAUAAAGGGGGAUGACACCGAAUGUUCGAUCAUAAUCUGUAUUGUGUCAGGUAAUCCUUGUGCCUUCAAGGACACGUUGGUGAAAGUUUAGCGCAUUUGUGACAUCAAGCAAUUUGUAAAUGUUUUUAUUUAAUUACGCUCAAACGGCAUAACAAUUGAGCAACACUGGCACGCUCACGAGCCUUGACGUCCCAUGCAGCAUGCCUGCCGGGAGAGUAUGCAUAUUCCGACGAAAAAUCGGUGUUGCAAAUCUGUGCGCAUCCGGGAAAUUUCUGCUUUGUUAGGCUUGCCAUUGCAAUUUCUCAACUUGGAGCGGCUGAAACAAUGCCACCGCGGCGCCAAUGUAGUUCUGCGGGGCGCCAGAGCGAACGAAGGCAGGAGUGCUCCUUAUCGUGUAUCAGGUUCCAGCCCGUCAAGCGUAAGGCUUGUGAGAUGAAUGUGGGCAGGAAGAACUGGCGCUCAUGUGACGCUUUUGUUUUGUUCUCGGAACGCUUCAAGCCAGACAACUACAGCGAAGAUACGUGCCUGCUCACCCAGUUCGGGAUACGCGUGAGAAAACUGAGGCUGCCGCCAGGCGCGAAGCCAACCGUGUUCGCGCACCGACCCAUCCGGCUGGCAGUGCACCGGCAAAACGGCUCUCACAAACUACAUAUGGAACAACGACGGCAUUCACAAAGAAUGGAAGAUGCAAACACAAGACGUCCAACUUCAAGUGAAAUUUUCACAAUUUCCAAGUUGGAGCCGGAGUCACAGGAGCUCACGCCAUCUCCACCAAGGCGCUUAACUGCGGCUGGAAGACUUUCUUUGGGCGGCUGUGACCCCAUCGCUUUCAAGCCGAGCCAUGUACAGGCCGAAAAGAAGUCUGAUGCGGCCGGUAUUGACAAGUGCUGGUGGGUGGCGGUGCUGGCCUUUUUCAUGACCGUCAUGGAGUCGUCGUCCAGCCGCUGCUCGGGCUUCCUCAUGGUCGGAAUCAUGGAGCAGAUGAACGUCGAACGCGGCCUCGCCUCCUGGCCUGUCAGCCUCAUCGGCUCCCUUAUCGACUGCGGAGGCCUAAUCUCUGGACCUCUAAGCGAAGUCUUCACCACAGUUCCCGUGCUGGUUGGGGGAUCCGUGCUGGCUGCAGCCGGCGUCAUAGCAUCUUCAUUUGCCCCGGAUAUCACAUGGCUCAGCGUCACGCUAGGAGCUAUGCAUGGUCUGGGCCUUGGCAUUGUGAUAACCAUGCUGCAGGUCCUCAUCAGCAUGUACUUCGAGCGGUACCGUGGAGCCGCCAACGGCAUCAUGUUCGCCGGAUCCACUGCCUCUGCGUUCAUCUUCACCCAUAUGCUGCUGUACUUUAGAGACACCUACGGGUUCCGAGGCAGCCUGUUGCUGUUUGGUGCCGUUCUCAUGAACUUGGUCGCCUUGAGUCUUGCCUUCCAAGAGCCACCAUGGGUUAAGAGAGACAGAAUCAAGAGGAGAAAAGGCACACAGGGGACAAGGAGGCCAUCGAUAUUCACAGCGGAUUCAAAGCAAGGGAAAAACGUUUCCGCCACUGCGGUAAUGCUAAGAAACAUUCUCGGAGUGCUCAAGUGUCCCAUGGUGUACGUUCUCACGAUCACGUGGCUAGCGUUCUGCUUCAACUACGACAUUUUCUUCUCCACGAUCGUCGACUUCGCCAUGGACAAAGGGAUGCCCCUGGAAGACACCGUGUCUUUCAUCACCUACACGUCUAUCACGGAUCUCGUGGGAAGGGUUGUCCUUCCUAUUUUAACUGAUCGUGGGAUCCUGCAGCGGUCGACGUUAAUCAUAUUGAACUACUUUCUCCUUGGCUUGUGCACUAUGUCACUGCCAUUCUGUGACUCCUACUGGGUCCUGCUAGUGGCGUGCCUAGGCGUGGCCUUAUUCCUCGGCUGUGCCAUUACCAUGCACAGCGUUCUGAUGGCCCAGUAUUUGGGAAUCGAAAAACUUGCAGCAGGGUAUACCGUUCUGGGCGCCCUAUGUGGACCAGCACUCUUAGCAAAGGCCCCUUUCGUAGGGUUCUUCAGGGACGACCUUGGUUCGUACAACGAGAUGUUCUGGGUCCUUGGAAGCUUCAGCUUUUUCGUGAGCGUUCAGUGGACGUUCGUGUCUUUGGUCGAUAGAAAGAGAGCUCGAAGGUGGCAGCCAGACAUUGAGCACACGCGCUCUGCGCAAAAAUCGUGACGAACUAUAGCAAUAUAUGUUAAUAAAUUUGAGAAAAUAUGCAGUAAUGCCGAAUGUUCAUGGUAAGACUGGCAAAUACGUUUGAUGCGUUUUCUUUUAAAUGCGAGAGCAUUUAAAAAGUUUCUAGAAUAUAGGGUGUUAC
Molecule: messenger RNA, 2475 nt
Organism: Dermacentor andersoni
Lineage: Eukaryota; Metazoa; Arthropoda; Arachnida; Ixodida; Ixodidae
Product: monocarboxylate transporter 12-like
Biological process (GO): transmembrane transport
Molecular function (GO): monocarboxylic acid transmembrane transporter activity
Source: RefSeq, a predicted model, not a curated record